Messenger RNA from Linum trigynum, 1002 nucleotides. The record is from the annotation of a GenBank genome assembly. Lineage: Eukaryota; Viridiplantae; Streptophyta; Magnoliopsida; Malpighiales; Linaceae.
AUGGCACUUAUAUAUCUUCUCCUCCUCCCAAUCUUCAUCACCAUCCUCGUCGUCAUCACCGUUUCACGAUUUCUCACCACCUCUGCAGCUUCUAAACACCGCUCACCGCCGCUGCCUCCAGGCCCUAAGCCAUGGCCCAUCAUCGGAAACCUCCCUCACCUCGGCAAGCAAGCUCACAUCUCCCUCCAACACUUCUCCCAGCUGUACGGCCCUCUCAUCUCCCUCCGCCUCGGCUCCCAGCUCCUCGUCGUCGCCUCUUCCCCCGCGGCAGCCGCCGAAAUCUUGAGAACCCAUGACCGCCUGCUCUCCGCUAGAUACGUCUCCACAGGCCUGCCAUACGACAUGAUGGAGCUCGACCUCAAGGCGAUCGUUUGGGCUUCCAACUGCAGCAACGACCAGUGGAAGGCCUUCCGAGCAAUGUUCAGGAACCAGAUCUUCUCGGCGAAGGCCAUCCAAUCUCAGGCCGCCGCCAGGGAGAGGAAAGCUGCCGAGAUGGUGAGAUUUCUCGAGGGGAAGUUGGGGGAGUCGGUUAGUAUCGGCCAAGUGGUUUUCGCUGCUAUAUUUGACUCGCUGUCGAAUCUCAUGUUGUCGCGAGAUUGCAUAGGGUUCGAGAGUAGCGAGACAGCCAAUCGAUUGAAGUCACUGAUUUGGAGGAUGAUGGAAUUGAGGACUUCUCCUAAUAUCGCCGAAUUCUUUCCAAUUCUGAAGAAAUGGGAUCCCCAGGGGCUGAGACGUGAGACGUUUCGUUGUUGCAAUGAGCUCUACUCCGUUUGGCAGCCCUACGUCGAAGAGAGGAGAGAGCGUCGGCGGGGAGAGCGAUAUGGUGCUCAGGACUUCUUGGAUAUUUUCCUGGAAAAUGGACUCGAUGACGACCAGAUUGACUGGUUGAGUCUCGAACUGUUCAUGGCCGAUCCAGCGGAGCUGGAUAUGAGUGAGAAGUUUGGGUUCACGUUGCAAAAGGAACAACCUCUGCUUCUUGUUCCCAACCGAUGUUCAUUAUGA